Molecule: messenger RNA, 2024 nt
Organism: Diprion similis
Lineage: Eukaryota; Metazoa; Arthropoda; Insecta; Hymenoptera; Diprionidae
Product: zinc transporter 6-A-like
Exons: 7
Coding region: 320-1870 (516 amino acids)
Biological process (GO): transmembrane transport; monoatomic cation transport
Cellular component (GO): membrane
Molecular function (GO): monoatomic cation transmembrane transporter activity
Source: RefSeq, a predicted model, not a curated record
UAUCAGUUGACGUUGGUCGAACGAGCGAAGUGGCAAUGAUAGCGGCUACGAAAUGUCUGCAUCAGCCGGCGCGAUAAUUUGCCAAAGCUGAAUCUCGGCAAAAUGAAUGAAAAUCAAUUACCGUCGAUCCAGCGAUACUCGAUUAUCGCCAUUUGCCGCAGGAUACGCAGGAUCUGAAUUAUCCUCGGAAAUAUUCUUCAAGGUGUACUUUUCUUUCUUUUUUUUUUGUUGUUUUUUUUUCAAAUUAUUUGUUAUAUUUCCUUCGCACGUGUUAUAUUCUUAAGUGAAAGAAUAAUAAAAUGAAGUGUUGAGUGGAACCAUGAGGAUAUUCGCGAGUGAAUAUAAUGAUAACGAUUGUGGUGGAAACGAUGCUGGGAAUACUUUGAAAUAUGGUAACAUCGAGCAGGCAACAGCGCUGAGGUAUAAAGUACAAAUCGUCAACAUAUUAAGCCAGAAGAAAUCUAAAUGGAUACUCUGCUUGAUCGUGUGCAAUUCACUUGUCGUUUACGAACUUCGCGAGUGGGCCAAUUCCACGAACAGUUUGGCUCUGAGGGCGUACGCGAACACCAUCGCCUUCAACGUCUUCGCUCUGUUCGUGUGUCUAGUCUCCGUUUGGGUGAGCCAAAACGCUUCUUCCGCAACACCGAAGGACCUUUCGUUGGCGAAGAAGCCACUCCAAAAUCACACGCGAUCGUUCUCCGGCUCCGGUUAUCCACAUUACAAGAAAAACUUGGCCUUCCAUUUCCCGAGGCACUCCAUAUCCGGCCCGUGUCUUCUGCAGGACGUCGAAGUCCAACAAGAGGACCUGAAGGUCCCCGCUGUGUCCUCGCUGUCGAUUCUUGGCCUUGAAAAGUACGAGGUCCUUGCCCUCCUCGUAUCCUCUUGCCUCGCUCUAGCCGCGGCCUCCUUCAUUGCUGUCGAAGCCUUCGGAAGGAUCAAGGAUCAACCGACAAUUCACACAGGACGCCUGGGGCUUGGCUUUCUUUUGGGUAUCGUGACGCACGUGAUAACGGUUUACAGUUACCGAGAUGCUGCGUUGGAUCACGUCGUUUGCAGGGCUCUGCCCUGCCCAACGCUGAGGGGCUACAAUCCUAUUUUUGGCGGCAACGUUUUGGGCGCAGCGAUUCUCUGCGGAACUCACCUCCUCAUCCAUUACUGGGACAUAUUCGUCGUGGACACUGCUGCCACCUUGGUCCUCGUUGGACUCGUGGCUACGUCCAUGUUGCCAUUGGCUUUUUACACAGCCAGCAUAAUAUUGCAGAAACUUCCUCAUUACAUGGGUCAGCAACUGGACAAAUGUCUUCGAGAAGCUCUGAAUAUCGACGGUGUUCUCGAAUUUAGGAAUGAGAGAUUCUGGACUCAAUCUUUCGGGAAACUCGCAGGAACGGUGCAAGUUCGCAUUCGAAGAGACGCGAACGAGAGUCACGUGCUGGAGCGAGUUGUGGAGGGACUCUCGCGAAUAGUGACGACAUUGACGGUCCAGGAGUUCCGUGAAACACCACAGGCGAAAAUCGAGGCCCAGAAUUGCGCUGAGUACUACAUAAACGAACUGCUGCCAAACGCGGUCGGUGAAAGGAAGAAAGUGAAUCCGUCGAAAAAACGGAGCGAAGCCGAGGACGUGGAGACCGUUUCCAUCGACGACAUACUCGGCGUCGAAAAGGAGCCGGUCAGGACCUUUUCCAGUCCCGGAAAAUCGGAAGCCAACGUCAUUUCGAAACCGAAGACGAUCACCAUUUACCAGAACAAGAAUGUCGAGGCGCAGAAGAAUUACUUGUUCAACCCUCACAGAACCAACGAAAACGCUCUCAUUCUCGGCUCGAACGUCGACGAGGACAGAUUCGCUGGUUGCACUAUCGGCUUCGUUGGAUAGGAGCGAGACAAGGCUGAAGAAAAAUAUUGCGUACCGAUUUUCUUGCGGAUUGUGUCUUUAUUGAACAAUAUAUUGUGCAAGGAAAAAUAUUAAUUACGCAAAAAAUGGAGAAGAAAUUUUUGUCUGGACAUUUGCGUAUAAUUUUAUACGCCAC